Messenger RNA from Belonocnema kinseyi, 1623 nucleotides. It is a transcript of the gene Crk, whose product is annotated as adapter molecule Crk. The record is from RefSeq and is a predicted model, not a curated record. Bases 326 to 1267 code for a protein of 313 amino acids. Gene Ontology annotation, molecular function: protein binding. The transcript is spliced from 4 exons. NCBI's taxonomy places the organism in Eukaryota, Metazoa, Arthropoda, Insecta, Hymenoptera, Cynipidae.
UGUGAUACGGCACUUUACACACUCUGUUUUCUAUUAAUAUAUAAACAUUAUCUAUAAAAGUAAUUUAUAAAAAUGCAUCCUAUUUACAAGUGAUCAUUGAAAAUUAAAAAAUGUGCUAAAGUGACAUGGUGUUGAGUGAAAAACUCGAAAGUUCGGAUCUUCAAUUCUGCGAGGACCGACAACCGCUCGAGAAAGAGAUGAUUUUUUUGUGGAUUUAAAGAAUUUGCGAAUUUUUUCGCAGGAAAAACUCUUCAUUUAAAGUUCUUGGACUGUCGCGAUAUGCAGGUGUGGGUUGAAAAAUCUGUGAAAAUCUCCUCUCUAUUUUAUGGGAAAUUGGCCAAUUAUUGAAACGGAGGCUGCUAAUUAUCAGUUACAUCUGACAAGUGGAACUGAUUCGAAAAAAAUGGCUGCGACUUUCGAUCAGUAUGAUAAGUCCAGUUGGUACUUUGGGGCAAUAUCGAGACACGAUGCUGAAGAGUUGCUGAAGAGUGAAAAAGAAGGUGGCGUGUUUUUAGUACGAGACAGUACAUCAAUUACUGGCGAUUUUGUACUUUGUGUCAAGGAGGACAGCAAAGUUAGCCACUACAUUAUAAACAAAAUUCAACAAGGUGAUCAACUACGAUUUCGGAUAGGAGAUCAAAUGUUUUCUGAUCUUCCGAAUCUUUUAGCAUUUUACAAACUCCAUUAUCUUGACACCACGCCACUUAUCAGGCCAGCGCCGAAGAAAUCGCACAGGGUAAUUGCAAAAUACGAUUUCGAGGGCAAGGAUUCUGAAGAUUUGCCUUUCAAAAAAGGGGAGAUUUUAACGAUAAUUUCAAAGUACGAGGAGCAGUGGUGGACAGCGAGGAACAGUCUCGGGCAAACCGGCUCGGUGCCAGUUCCCUACGUUCAAAAAUACGACGAGGAUGGUCAUCAUAUUGAGAAUGCACGACCCGAGAGUGGCGGAAGUUCCGGCUCGAAUUCGAAUUCGAAUCUGGGGCCAAUCUCGGCCCAGCCAACUCAUCCCGAAUUUUCCGUCGCUCCCGCCAAUCGACGGACGAAUAUUCAACGGAUUCUGCCGGCCCUCGCCAAAGUCAAACAGUCCCGGGUGCCAAAUGCCUAUGACAAAACGGCCCUGCAGCUCGAGGUUGGCGACGUGAUCAAAGUCACUAAAACGAAUAUAAAUGGUCAGUGGGAGGGCGAGCUUCACGGAAAAGUUGGCCACUUUCCCUUCACGCACGUCGAAUUUGUCGAGAAUGAGCCGAGCGAGGAGACGGAGGAAAUUUAGCAAAACACUUGUUGCGAAAAUAUCCGGCCCCGGACUUGAACGUUUCUAGGGAACGUUAAAUUAACUUUGCGAAAAUAACAUUUUGGUGAAAUCUACGUCAUUAGGGGUGCCCUUUUCAAAACUAUAAUCUUUCCUCGGAAAAGUCUUAUUCUCCAAUUUUACUCCCUUUUCUGAACAGUAUUUCAAUUUUUUUUUCCUGAAAUAUGAACUUUAGUGGCCAAAUAAUUUUUUUUAAAAAUGCAUUACUCAUAAAAUAGGAUUUGGUUAUUUUCUUAAAAGGUAGAAAUUGUGGAUUAAGAUUUUUAUUAAAAAAGAAACAAACAAGAAUUUAGUUUUUAAAUGGGCGGCGUUAUUGA